Canariomyces notabilis is the source of this 1851-nucleotide messenger RNA. Its product is annotated as glycoside hydrolase family 76 protein. NCBI's taxonomy places the organism in Eukaryota, Fungi, Ascomycota, Sordariomycetes, Sordariales, Chaetomiaceae. The transcript has a single exon. The coding region runs from base 1 to 1851 and encodes 616 amino acids. The record is from RefSeq and is a predicted model, not a curated record. Gene Ontology annotation, biological process: carbohydrate metabolic process.
AUGUUUAUUAGAUGGAGCGCUGUCCUCACCUUGGCCGUGGCCGUUUGCGUCGCCUCCCCUAGGUCGCUUCUGGAAGGACAAGCGAAGCACCAAGGCCGCGGCGAUGCAGAAGGACGCCAAUCGCUCCCGGAUUUUCAGGUGUUCGACGAUAUGCUAAAGGCUUUGCGGGAUAUGCAAGACAUCUACUUUCAGCGUUGGGUUGGCACAUGGCCUCAAGGAAUCGACUGGACCCGGGCUGUUAUGGGUACCUAUGUCGCCGCCGCACUCAGAACCAUUUCGGACCAACUUGAACAGGGCAGCCCGCAGAGCGAGCCCUUCGCCUCCGCCAUAAAAUAUGGAGAUCCUAUAUCAGGGUACUUUACCGAUUUGAUUGCCUACUAUUUCGGUCAAGACGCUUUCGCCAUCCGCAACCAGGCACACGACGACAUGCUCUGGGUUGUGUUGGGUUGGCUUGAGGCCAUUCAAUUCAUCGAUGGUCACAACUCUCUCAUAGGAAUGGGACCUGUCGAGUUAUUCCAGGACGAGUCGUGGUACGGAAACCGCUGGGUGCCUGCAUUUGCCCACCGAGCCAGGAUAUUCUGGGAACUGGCAGCCAAAGGCUGGGAUACCACUCUCUGCGGAGGAGGCAUGAUCUGGAACCCUCGCCUGCACCCUUAUAAGAACGCCAUCACAAACCAGCUGUUCAUUUCCGCAUCCAUUAGCAUGUUCCUCCAUUUUCCCGGUGACCCUAAUCCCUCUCCGUUCGACGCCACACCUGAUCCAGACACGCCUUACCGCCAUACAAGGGUCGGGUGGCGUCCUCACGAUCCGAUAUUCAAGAUAUCGGCUCUGAAGGCCCAUGAAUGGAUUGUUUCAUCUAACAUGACCAAUUCCCAGGGCUUGUAUGCGGAUGGUUUUCACAUUUCGGGUUACCCCGGUGGCAACAACACCAAGUGCGACGAUCGCGAUGAGAUGGUGUACACAUACAAUCAGGGUGUGCUCCUUUCCGGCCUCCGCGGACUGUUUCAAGCCACCGGCCGGGAAGCCUACCUUCGGGAGGGCCACACGCUGAUCCAGAACGUGAUCCGCGCUACUGGGUACGAUCUGAAACGAAACAAGCCCAUCGACGACAUCAGGAACCUACUCCCCGGACAGAUCCCGCCUUGGCGCGGACUAGGCAGGGCGGGAGUUCUGGAAGAUGCGUGUGAUAUAUCGGGCAUGUGCUCGCAAGACGCCCAGACAUUCAAGGGCAUCUGGAUGCACCAUUUCACUGCCUUUUGUUCGCCGGCCCUGCUAGACCACGUACCGCCCGUAAGCUUCAAACUAAGCGAGGACGCAAUGAACAAUCUGAGAGCGCGGCAUGCGCGGAAUUGUGUCAGGUACGUUGGCUGGUUGAGGCACAAUGCUGCAGCGGCCCUCGGGACAAGGGAUAUGAAGGGCAGGUUCGGGAUGUGGUGGACCCCUGGCCUCCCAGAGUUGCGAGGCCUUGCCUCGGGAAAUAUGCAGCUUACCGAGGAAGCGCUGCCGCCCGCCAACGGGCAGGACGGAAUUAUCGAUUAUCGAAAUUUUGGGGUUCCCCAGGACAAGGUUUGGGUGGGGCACUUGGAGGAGGAGCACGACAACCCGGUCAUGAAUGAUGAUGAUGAUUAUGAUGAUGACGAAACUCGCCAACGGCCGCUUCGGGGGAGGCAACCCAGAACUGGUGCUGCUGCUUCUUCUGCUGCCGCCACUGCUGCAAACAAGAAUCCGGAGGGUUGUGAGGUUGAUGGCAGCGACCCGAACUGUCGCGGGCGAGGCAGAACGGUUGAGACGCAGGGCGGCGGGCUGGCAGUGCUUAGGGCGUUGUGGGAGGUUUCCAAGCAAGUUUCAUAA